Messenger RNA from Entamoeba dispar SAW760, 1032 nucleotides. Its product is annotated as alcohol dehydrogenase, putative. Lineage: Eukaryota; Evosea; Mastigamoebida; Endamoebidae. The record is from RefSeq and is a predicted model, not a curated record. The transcript has a single exon. The coding region runs from base 1 to 1032 and encodes 343 amino acids. Gene Ontology annotation, molecular function: zinc ion binding; oxidoreductase activity.
AUGAAAGGACUUUGUUUUUCUGACGAAAAUCAAUUAGAAAUAACUGAAGUUGAAAAACCAAAAAUCACUCAUGAGACUGAUGCCGUUGUCAAAAUAACAUUUGCAUCAAUUUGCAGUAGUGAUAUCCAUAUUUUAAAAGGAAAAGUACCAAGAGCUAAAAAAGGUGUUAUUUUAGGUCAUGAAGGAGUUGGAGAAGUUGUUGAAAUUGGAAAAAGUGUUAAGAAAAUUAAAGUUGGUGAUCACGUUUCAAUCAACUGUAUUACUUUUUGUGGUAAUUGUUGGUUUUGCCAACAUGGAUAUAUUAAUAAUUGUGAGUAUGGUGGAUGGGAAAUUGGUUGUAGAGAAAAUGGAACAAUGGCAGAGUACGUAAGAAUUCCAUUUGCUGAUUCAAGUUUAAAUGUUAUUCCAAAAGAAGUAAAAGAUGAACAAUGUUUAUUAGUUGGUGAUGUUCUUUCAAGUGGGUAUUUUGGAGUUGAAUUAGGAGAAGUUAAAGAAGGAGAUAUUGUUACUGUUAUAGGUUGUGGUCCUGUUGGUUUAUGUUCAAUGCUUUGUUGUAAAAUGAAAAAGGCUAAAGUUAUUGCUUUAGAUAUCAACACUCAAUGUUUAGAAUACGCACAAAAAUUACAUUGUUGUGAUUGGAGUUUUAAUCCACAUAAUUGUGAUAUUGUCAAUGAGAUUCUCAGUAUUACUAAUAAUAGGGGAUGUGAUUGUACAAUAGAAAAUGCUGGAACAAAUGAAUCUUUUGAGUUGUCAUGGAAAUUAACUCGACCAAAUGGAAUUGUUGCUUUAGUAGCUAUGUAUGAGUCAAACCAGUCAUUUCCAUUACCUUUGAUGUAUGGUAAAAAUCUUAUUUUUAAAACUGGUGGAGUUGAUGCAAUUCAUUGUGAUGAGUUAAUUGAGAAAAUUAAAAACAAAAAAAUUGACACUAUGCCAUUACUUACUCAAAGAUUCACUUUUGAUCAAAUUAUAAAUGCAUUCGACUUCUUUCAAAAUAAACCAACUCAUUGCGUCAAAGUUGUUAUUCAAUUUUAA